Messenger RNA from Geodia barretti, 513 nucleotides. Lineage: Eukaryota; Metazoa; Porifera; Demospongiae; Tetractinellida; Geodiidae. The record is from the annotation of a GenBank genome assembly.
CUGGCGGAGGACGGCGCCUUCGAGAUCGCCGGCCGCGGCGAACUUCAACUCGCAGUGCUGAUCGAGACGAUGCGCCGCGAGGGCUUCGAGCUCUCGAUCGGCCGCCCGCGGGUGCUGAUGCGCGAAGACCCGGCGGGUGGCGCGCCGCUCGAGCCCAUCGAAGAAAUCCAGAUCGAUGUGGACGAAGCCUUCGUCGGCGACGUGGUGAGUGCGCUCGCGGAGCGACGCGCAGAGCUGAUCGAGCUGCGGCCCUCGGGGCGGGACAAAGGUGCCGCGCCGCUGUGUCACGGACAGCGCGCGCGGAGCGGUGAUCGGUUUCAAUGGCGAGAUGAUCACCGUCAGGGGCCCGGCACGAUCAUGCCACUCUGGGUGGCGCUCCUUAAAGGCGGCGGCGGGGCGGAUCCCGCCGAGGGGCAGGGGCUUCGGGACGAAAACGAAUGGGGCGAAACACGACAGGGGUGCGAUGGGGAGCAAGGAGUUUUGGUCAGGUUGGUCGUGUUGGCCGCGUACUAG